This is a messenger RNA of Fomitiporia mediterranea MF3/22, 1246 nucleotides long. RefSeq lists its product as uncharacterized. The coding region runs from base 1 to 768 and encodes 255 amino acids. The record is from RefSeq and is a predicted model, not a curated record. Gene Ontology annotation, molecular function: amino acid transmembrane transporter activity. NCBI's taxonomy places the organism in Eukaryota, Fungi, Basidiomycota, Agaricomycetes, Hymenochaetales, Hymenochaetaceae. Gene Ontology annotation, cellular component: membrane. Gene Ontology annotation, biological process: amino acid transmembrane transport. The transcript is spliced from 7 exons.
AUGUGCACCUGCACCAUAAUCGCACACAUUAUUGCCGUUGCACUCGCCAAUGCAGGUGUCAAUAGAGGACGUACUCCGAUUCGUGGACGCAAUUGGCGAAUAUCCGGGGCACCUUUCGUUGACGGUGGUGCUGGCUUUGCACACGUUUUCGUGACUGCGAGUUUCGCGUGCGGUGGGACCGAAAGUCUUGAUAUUACUGCUGGCGAAACGAAGAGCCCGACGAAGAACAUGCCUCGUGUCGUCCGCGUCAUAUUUUGGCGAAUUUUACUUUUCUAUAUCUUGUCCAUCCUAAUGAUCAGCCUAAAUGCUAUCAAAUCGCUCUACGACGACUUGGCCGUUUCAAUCGUUUUUGGCGAGGUGGGAUCUAAUGUUGCCGCUUCAUUCAUGAAUACUGUCAUCCUCACGUCUGUCCUUUCUGCUGGGAAUUAUGCGUACGCCGGAACAUGUAUUUUGUAUCCGUUGUCGACGUCGUCUCCCCGCCUCGCUCCUCGUUCUUUUUCGCAUACUACCUCUUAUAAUGUUCCCUUGCGAGUGCUUCUCGGUACUGCAAGUAUUAGCGCACUGUGUUUCGCGAGUUCCUCCGUUGGAUCUUGGAUGCUAUUAGGAUGGUUGCAGAAUAUCGUCAAAGUAAUGAAUCAGAACAUGUAUUGGCCACUACUUACGACCCAGAUUGCCUGGCUCUGUAUUAGCAUUGCUAGUUGGCGAUUCCGAAAGGCAUGGAUUGCACAAGGCAGACCGCUUUCUGAAAUGAAGUACCGUGCAGGCUGAAUAUGGUUUUGGGGCGCACCUUUGCUGUGACUGCUGUAUCACUUGUUAUCCUCUUCCAAGGCUGGACAUUCUUUUACCCGAUCUUCUCGCCGGUUGAUUUUGUUUCGUUAUACCUUGAGCUUCCCGUGAUGUCGCUAAUGACGCUCGUGUGGUUCAUUGUCCGACAUCGACGGGCCUUCGUCCGGAACAUCAUCGUCCUCGUGUUGCGAGCACCACACGAUAUAUCCCGGACUUCGAUGUAUCUAUACCAGCGCCUAAUCUACCUCCACCGGAGUCGAAACGUGGCUUCCGUGACUUGGUGGACAUAAAGACGGUUGACUUGUAUGUAGACAAACACGAGGAAGACGAAAGGGAUGUAGAAGAUGAUGUCCGUCGUGCGGCUAGAACGAAAGGGAGCUGAGGCUGGACCUGGAAGAUUUGGGAGAUGAUUGCUUGAGAAUUUGCGUCGUGUGCCUAAAUGCAUUGGACUCAUUAUAUC